AUGCCAGUUCCGGCAAAUCUUGCUCUCUCGGAUGCCGCUGCCAUUCCAGAGGUGUGGCUCACUGCUUACCAACUGCUACAUCUAUUAGCUGGUGUCAAGUCGCGUGAGUGUGUGCUGGUGCACGCGGCAGGGAGUGGAGUGGGAACUGCAGCGAUACAGCUGGCCAAACUUGCAGGUGCUAGGGCAUUAGCCACUGCAGGAUCACAGGAAAAAUUAGACAUGGCAGAAAAGAUGGGAGCAGAGGGAACUGCCAACUACAAGAACGAGGAUUUCUCGGAGAUGGUGCUUAAGAAAACAAAUGGUAAUUUUUCUACCAUAUACAUGUAAACGUUGGAAACGUCGUGUCGGCGUGCGCAUUUCUAUCCUGAGCUUACUGUACAUAUUAACAAUAAUAUGUACUGUAAAAUUAAGCUUAACUCUAAUAACUAAAAUUGAAUGUUUAUAAAUAUUAUGUAAUUGAGUUUAAGAUUGCAUACUUGAUAGUAAUAUAGGGCGUAAAAAAAAAAUACCUGUGGUUCCGGUUCCCGACCGACCCUAUUUUUUUCUGCCGACCCUAUUAUUUUUUCAACGCGAUUGACCGUGCGACCCUAUUUUCUCCAGGUGGUUGCGGGCUGCUCGUACAGCGUGCCAAAAUGGCGUCUGUUGUCACACUAAUUAUUGAACCAAAUUGCCUAAAUUCGUCCAUAGGAAAUACGCAUCUCUAGUUAAUAUUGAUGUUGGGACUCUACUGCAAAUCGCCCAGCAAAAAACUGCCAAAACCAUGAAAAAAAUAUUCAAAAAAAAAACUUAUUUCCGACCUAUACCGACCCUAAUUUUUUCACGAUAUGAAACCGGAACCACAGGUAUUUUUUUACGCCUAGUGUAAACAGUAUAACCGCGUUUCUGUUUUUCUUCAAAUGUAGGCGCUGGAGCUAAUAUUAUUCUGGAUUGCGUUGGAAGUUCGUUUGUUGAUAAAAAUCUUGCAAGUAUUGCUACAGACGGACGAUGGAUAUUGUACGGCUUACUUGGUGGUGCAAAUGUUGAAGGACGAUUUCUUGGUGCCUUACUUCGGAAAAGGAUAUCGCUCAUCGCAACUACAUUAAGAAGUAGAUCGCUUGAAGUAAGUAAAUCAGACCAAG
Paramuricea clavata is the source of this 1118-nucleotide messenger RNA. The record is from the annotation of a GenBank genome assembly. Lineage: Eukaryota; Metazoa; Cnidaria; Anthozoa; Malacalcyonacea; Plexauridae.